Messenger RNA from Stegastes partitus (bicolor damselfish), 2058 nucleotides. It is a transcript of the gene leng9, whose product is annotated as leukocyte receptor cluster (LRC) member 9. Gene Ontology annotation, molecular function: metal ion binding. Lineage: Eukaryota; Metazoa; Chordata; Actinopteri; Pomacentridae. The record is from RefSeq and is a predicted model, not a curated record. The transcript has 8 exons. The coding region runs from base 52 to 1647 and encodes 531 amino acids.
GAGGUCAAAGGGCGACGAAAAGUCAGAAACGUUUUCUUUGCCGAUCUGAGAAUGUCUUCGGACGGACCAGCAGUGACUUCAGGUGCAGAAGAGGAGCAGACGGAUGGGGGGACUCACCUGGCACCCAGCAGCCCCUCUGACUCACCUGGACCAGAGGCAGGAAGCCCAGCAGACACCCAGGAAGCCUCAGGAGAAUGCGACGAGGACGGAGUCAAAGUCUGCCAGUUCUUCCUGAUGGGAAAGUGUCGCUUCGGACAGAAAUGCCGUUUGUCUCACAGCGAGCCGCCGGCCAAUGAUUCAGGAGCCGCGUGCCCCGACGCCGAUGACAAACAGGAUGCAGAAAGGACGGAAAAACACAAGAAGAAGAAAGGCGGCGGUGGCAGCAAAGCAAUGAAGCCGAAGUACAGCGAGAGAAGAGAGGUGAACAAGAAGCCUCGCAUGCGGACAGCCGACGACGUCAUCUCUCGGAUCCUGUGGGACCCGUCGGUGGACGCCGGCGAGUUCGUGGUCGGCUACGUGGACCGCUUCCUCGGCGUCCUCGAGCGUCCCUUCAGCGACUUUAACUGGGACACCGACCCCUGCGACUGCGACUACGCCUCCGAGCUGGCGCUGCCCCGACACCGGAUCCAGUACUUCACCCACAGAGGCCACCGGGUCUGGGACCGGCACACCAGGACCGACCGGGUGUUUGGAUCCACCGGGCAACCUGUGGCUCCCCCCUUUGGACGGGAGGAGGAGUCAACGGGGGAAGUGAAGUCCGAGGAGCCUCCAGAGGAACCUGAGCAGCUUCCACCUGCCGUCGGAGAGCAGGACGGGAGGGAAACCGCGGAGCUGGCUCACACUGAGAACAAACAUCUGGAGGAGCAGCAGAACCAACAGGACUCCAAACAACCGGAGGAGGCUGCAGACAGACUUCAGGCUUCAGCGGAGCAGAAAGCGGAUGACGAGGAAACUCCGGCGGAAUGGGAGGAGAGCUGGGAAACCAACGGAGACGCUGAGACCUCCGUUACCCAGAAUCCUUCAGCCCCUGUGGAGCAGCGAGAGGAGAAGCGAGGUGGCCGUCCUCCGAAGAAGCGCCCGACUCACUUUGUCACGUUCCGUGCCAACACGCCGUCCAUCCUGUCCUGCUUCCAGCAGCUGCAGGAGGAGCUGAGCGCCCUGCUGCCCGGCUCGGCGCCCCACUGGGUCGGCGCCUCCAGCCUCCACGUCACCCUCUGCCUGCUGGUGCUGCGCAGCCCGGACGAGGUGGCCGCCGCCGGGGACAUCCUGCGGCGCUUCGCCCAGCUGGACCGGAACCCGCCGGUGGCCGUGACGUUCCCCCUGAAGCUGAAGCACUUCAGCGGCAGGGUGCUGUACCUGAGCCCCCAGCCACAGCUGCACCUGCAGCAGCUCAACGGCGGCCUGCAGGAGGCCUUCCGGGCCGAGGGCCUGCUGCACCGCGACUCCUACAGCCCCCGCUACCACCUCACCCUGGCCAAGGUGGACGACCCCGAGGCCGGCCGCCUGUUCGAGGGCGUCGCCGACCUGAAGGCGGGGAAGGGUCUGAACUUUGGCCGUCUGCCAGUCAACACCUUGCACCUGUGUGCGAUGGGCCGAGACAAAGUGGACGGGUUUUAUGAGACGCUGUGCACCGUCACCCUGAGAUGAUGACGGCUGCUCAACGCUGCCGAGGUUACUGCUGUUAGGACGAGGGCGGCCACGUUUGGAACGAAUGUACAACUUGUUUUGCUGCUUGAUCCAAAAAGAAAACUCUCACGGUUCUGGUUUUACACAACAAGACGUCCGUUACUCUGGUUUUAGGGAUGAUUGAAAAAUAUUCGACAAGUUUUAGAGAAACAAGGAUUUUAAUGCAAGAGACGCUUUUGUAAACGUUUUUAGAGUUUCUCUGCAUCAGCGUCAGGCUUUUUUGACGCAAAAAGAAAACGUUUCUUAUUUUCCACGACUGAUCCACACAAGACGUCUCAUUUAUUUAGAUUUUAUGGGAUUUUUCUCAACUUUAUUUAAGAGUUUGUCGACCUGCAGCUUCACAAGAGAUGCAAAAAUAAAUCCGUGGAAAUA